AAAAAAAUUCCACUAUAAAACCUGCACCAUCUCUCAAUCAAAUGGCAUCGAAACCCCAAAUCUUUUGGGUUUACGCAUCUCAUUUUCCAUUUUCUCCUAAAUAUUUUAAUCACUAAGAUAAUGCACACACGAUUCUCUCUGACACAAAUUUACCCAAUUCCUUUCCUUUUUCUUCGCAGAUCGAUAACUCAACCAAACUUCCAAUUAAAUACUCUCAUACCCUCUCUCAUUUACUCCAGAUUUUUAAUUCUUUACAAGAACCCAUUGAUCUUGCUCAGAGCUUUAUCGUAAUGGGUCUUUUAAGGUUUUAUUUAAGUCGUGGGGUUAGUUUCUUGUCUUAACGAACAUGGGGGGUUUUAUGCUUUGUCUCCCAAACAAAGGCAAUCCGAUUUCAUAUUUUUAAUUCUGUAUGUGUGUCUGUGUGUGUCUGAUCUCACAGUAUGGGUCACUGCCAUUAAAGCGGAAGUGAACCUUUCAAGUCUGCUACUUGAUCUUGUUUGUGGGUUUGUUUAUUUAUGCUGUGGGUCUACUCUAGGUUUUUUUAAAAAAUGUGUUCUUGAACAUUUUGCCUGUAAGGUGUUCGAUAAAAAUCCUCAAAGAACAUGGGAUCUCAAAAUGCAUUUUUCUCCUCAAGCGAGUUUAGUUUGGAAGCGAAGUGGGUAAUCGAUCCGAAGCUUCUUUUCGUCGGUCCGAAGAUCGGCGAGGGUGCUCAUGGCAAAGUAUACGAGGGCAAAUACAAAAACAAAAUCGUCGCCAUUAAAAUUGUGAAUAAAGGCGAUACGCCAGAGGAGAUAGCGAAGAUAGAAGGUCGUUUUAUGCGAGAAGUCGCAAUGUUAUCAAAAGUGCAACACAAGAAUUUAGUAAAGUUCAUCGGAGCUUGCAAGGAACCAGUCAUGGUGAUAGUCACCGAGCUUCUUACCGGUGGAACUUUGAGAAAAUACUUAGUGAAUAUGCGACCCAAUGGGUUGGAGACACGUGUCGCUAUCGGGUUUGCUCUUGAUAUUGCUCGUGCAAUGGAAUGUUUACACUCUCAUGGGAUCAUUCAUCGCGACUUAAAACCUGAAAAUUUGCUGCUUACGUCAGACCACAAAUCUGUAAAACUCGCUGAUUUUGGUUUAGCAAGAGAAGAAUCAUUAACAGAGAUGAUGACAGCAGAAACUGGAACAUAUAGAUGGAUGGCUCCAGAGCUUUAUAGCACUGUGACAUUAAGGCAUGGAGAAAAGAAGCAUUAUAACCAUAAAGUAGAUGCGUAUAGUUUUGCCAUUGUUUUAUGGGAGCUUAUACACAACAAAUUACCAUUUGAAGGCAUGUCAAAUCUACAAGCAGCAUAUGCAGCUGCUUUCAAGAAUGUAAGACCAAGUGCGGAUGACCUCCCAGAGGAUUUGGCUCUAAUUGUGACAUCAUGUUGGAAAGAAGAUCCAAACGCUCGCCCAAAUUUCACUCAAAUAAUACAAAUGCUUCUUCAUUAUUUAUCAAACAAUACAACAAUGGGACCCACAUCCAUCCCACCUCGAAAUUUCACCUCCCAAAAUACCAUCUUUUCACCCGAGUCUCCCGGCACAAGCACAUUAAUGGGGGAAAAGGAUGAAUCGGUUGAAACACCAAAAACUCCUGUUGGAAAUAGCCCUCGAGAUGAUGAAGUGGAAUAA
Molecule: messenger RNA, 1649 nt
Organism: Lactuca saligna
Lineage: Eukaryota; Viridiplantae; Streptophyta; Magnoliopsida; Asterales; Asteraceae
Source: the annotation of a GenBank genome assembly